CCUGCUUUCCCUUUGGUGCCAUACCGCCGCGAAGGAACGUAGUAUAGUGGGCUGGGCGGGCGAGUUCAACCGGGCGCGAUCCGGGCGCUCGCGUGGACCCAAGAGCUGGGCGGGCUGGCGGCCGUCUGAUUCAACUCAGGCCGGGACGAGUCUGAGUCGAGCCAAUUUGAUAUCUAGGUUCGAUUGAACAGAUGGUCUACCCCUCAACCCCAAAACGCAGAACUGUCACUUUCUCCUAGUGUUUCGGUGCGCGGCGGCUGACUUCAUCGGCAGUGACGCUGCGGUGUUUUCCUCGGCGAACGGCGGCUGCUGCUUCUUCCUGUCCAUCGGCAAACGGUGGCAGCGGCGGCGGCUUCUUCCCCUCCCGGCAUCUCUCUUUUUCUCUUCCUCCUUCGCCGUCGUACACUGCCUCCUCCCUCUUCCCCCGUUCAUCGCAGCCCCCGUUCCCCGUUCCCUGAUCCCUCUUCUCUGUUCCCCCUUUCGUCGCGGCUCCCCCUUUCCCCGACAUCACCCUCCCCCUCCCUUCUCUUCCCUCCUCCUCCCUCUUCCCCCCCCCCCGUUCAUCGCAGCCCCCGUUCCCCGAUUUCUCCUCCUCCUUCUCCCCUUUGUCGCAGCUCCCAUCCCAUCCCAUCCCUCCUCUCUCUUCUUCAUCGCGGCCCUCCCUGCUCCAGCUCCCGGACCACAGCCCCCUAUCCUCCUCUUUCCCAACGACCUAACAACAGCGACCCACACUACCACCGACAGCAGUACUACAGCACCCUAUCCUAAUGAAACGAACAAUUGACCAAAAAUUGGGAGUCUCCCAUGGCCACCGACGGCCACCGAACCAAGCUUCUCUCAUCCUCCUCCUCCUUCUAUUAUUAAUAUUUUUUUUUAUUAAUAUAACAUCUGAAUUUUGUAUCUGUUAGUAUUUGUCAUUGGUGCUGAAUGCAACUUUGAUGUUAUUUUGUGUUUUACCUCAUUUCUAUCAAUCAUGAUAUGUAAUUCUUAAAUUAUAAUAUUCAGAGCACCUCGCUUCUUUUGGGCGCCUUUGACUACGCUGGUGGGCACCGAGGAAAUUUUUCUCUGGAGAGGCAGGAAAAGACAGGCGAGCGUCCUCAGAUUCCCUCCCACUUCAACCACGAGAUGGAUAAUCUUCUCCCAGCCACGACGUGAUUCCGGAUUGAAGUAAUCUUGUAACACAGAUGGCCAUGUUCCUCCUAUCACUGAGACAAAAGUUUUCAGCAAAUCCAUCAUUCACUCUAAAGACCUGUAGCUUCUGGGCGGUGGGAGCAUUUCAAUCCUUGGAAAGAUCUCGCUGCGCAAGUUCACCGGCCUCAGAUCAUUCUCAUAUGACCAAGUUGCCGCAGAUUAUCCCUUCUGGCAGAGAUAACUUGGAUAAUGGUUUCCGGAUCGAGGUUGUUGACACUGAUUUUGUGGGGGUUUCUUACAAGUUUUUGGAUCAAAUCGAUGGGGGCACAGAGGCUUUAUCAUCCUCAUUGAAGAUCAAUGAUGAAACUUGUUCUUGUUCUUCGGCUGCAUUAGCAGAGGAAUCCUUGGAUUUUGAUGAGAUUGAGGAUUUGAGGCUGCGUAAAAAAUUGUUCUACAAGCUCGACAAGGGUUCCAAAGAAUUCGAAGAGUAUAAUGUACAGUUCCAUCGCAAUAAAUCAGCUAAAAAGAGACAUGAAAAAACAAUAGAAGCUGAUACAAAGAAAGAAUUCAAUGAUCUAGAAAAGAAGAAGAACCAAAAGGUUAUUAAGUCAAACGUGGCUAAAGCUUCGGAACAAGGGGUGGAGAGUCCAGUAAUAAAAAAUGUGCGUUCAUGUACAAAAUCAACCAUAAUGGAGGAAAAAAGGGUGAGAAUGCCGACAAUUAACCAGCUCACUGAUCCAUACCAUCUGCCAUUCUGUCUAGAUAUCUAUGUUUCCAAAGGGUCAGUUCGUGCUUGCAUUGUUCAUAGGAUCACUAGCAAGGUGGUCGCUGUGGCACACUCAAUUUCGAAGGACAUGAAGUUUGACUUAAAGUCUAGGAAAGAUGCAACUGCUUGUGCUGCUGUGGGAGCAGUUUUGGCCCAGCGUGCGAUUGAAGAUGAUAUUCACAAUGUGGUCUACACACCAAGAAAAGGAGAAAGAAUUGAAGGGAAGAUUCAGAUUGUCCUUCAGUCAAUUAUUGAUCAUGGUAUCGAUGUGAAGGUGAAGCUGAAGCAAAAGCAGCCUAGUAAGGUAAAGACGUGUGGCUAUGCAAACGACUAGUUUUAAAUCUGAUUGCCAGGGGCUCACCAAAAUGGUGUAUCAUUUAUUUCAGUCGGAUGAUUUGGUCAUUGGAGCUUCUCUUCUUAUAAAAAUGAGUUAUCUGGAAGUUCUGCAAGUAGAAUAAUAUAAUUAGUGCCAAUUUUGUUUGUGGAAGUGUCAAGAGGCUGUUGCCAAUGUAAAUGUGUUGCAGAUUUUGCCAUUAUGGCAUGCAAUGUCAUCGUGGUUGGUACUAGCUUUAUUUGUAUGGAUGCCAUUGCAUUAUUGCCCUUUUGUGUUA
Molecule: messenger RNA, 2508 nt
Organism: Musa acuminata AAA Group (dessert banana)
Lineage: Eukaryota; Viridiplantae; Streptophyta; Magnoliopsida; Zingiberales; Musaceae
Exons: 2
Coding region: 1185-2231 (348 amino acids)
Biological process (GO): translation
Cellular component (GO): ribosome
Molecular function (GO): structural constituent of ribosome; 5S rRNA binding
Source: RefSeq, a predicted model, not a curated record